ACCUGAGGCCCCCCAGACCGGUCCAGCUACUAAGCAAGAGGCGACUUUGCGGUACCUUAUAGGCACACAUGGUCCCUCCCCGACCGCUCUUGAACUGAAGAGGGGCGGCGCCCGCAGGGUGGCAGGUGCACAGGCGACUAGCGGUUCCCAGUGGUCCUGACCUGCUGCUGAAUGUCUGUCCCCGAGGAGGAGGAGGAGACGCUGCUGCCGCUCACGCAGAGAUGGCCUCGGAUGAGCAAGUUCCUACUGUCCGGCUGCGCCGCAACCGUGGCCGAGCUAGCAACCUUUCCCCUCGAUCUCACAAAAACCCGACUCCAGAUGCAAGGAGAAGCUGCUCUUGCUAGGUUGGGAGAUGGUGCAGCGGAAUCUGCCCCUUAUAGGGGCAUGGUGCGCACAGCCCUAGGAAUUGUCCAGGAGGAAGGCUUCCUAAAGUUGUGGCAAGGAGUGACGCCUGCCAUUUACAGACACGUAGUGUAUUCGGGAGGUCGGAUGGUCACCUAUGAGCAUCUCCGGGAGGUUGUGUUUGGCAAAAGUGAAGAUAAGCAUUAUCCCCUCUGGAAAUCGGUCAUCGGAGGGAUGAUGGCUGGGGUCAUUGGGCAGUUUCUGGCCAACCCCACCGACCUGGUGAAAGUCCAGAUGCAGAUGGAAGGAAAACGGAAGCUGGAAGGGAAGCCCUUGAGAUUCCGUGGAGUACAUCAUGCGUUUGCAAAAAUCUUGGCUGAAGGAGGAAUUCGUGGGCUGUGGGCAGGCUGGGUGCCCAAUAUUCAAAGAGCUGCGCUUGUGAACAUGGGAGACCUAACCACCUAUGACACGGUAAAGCACUACCUGGUACUGAACACACCGCUGGAGGAGAACAUCGCCACUCAUGGCUUAUCCAGUUUGUGUUCGGGACUCGUAGCUUCUAUUCUGGGGACCCCAGCUGAUGUCAUUAAGAGCCGAAUAAUGAACCAACCUCGAGACAAGCAGGGAAGGGGACUUUUAUAUAAGUCAUCAACCGACUGCUUGAUUCAGGCUGUCCAAGGGGAAGGCUUCCUGAGCCUAUAUAAAGGCUUUCUACCGUCCUGGCUGAGAAUGACCCCUUGGUCAAUGGUGUUCUGGCUCACGUAUGAAAAAAUCAGAGAGAUGAGCGGAGUCAGUCCAUUUUAAGCCCUUAAAGCCAGAGUGCUCCUCGUUGCCAAACAAGGGCAUCUGCAACACACGCCCCUAUUAUUUCUACCUCUUUAGGAAGGUACUUUACUCCACAGAGACUGCGAUUUACAGGGGGCAGCACUUUCUCUUUCUAUGGAAACCAGAGUUCUCUUUGACUCCACUCUUUAUCUAAGAGGGAUUUGUCUGGUCCCAAUCUCUCAAGACCAACCACUGAGACCCAGCUCGGCA
Molecule: messenger RNA, 1377 nt
Organism: Chionomys nivalis (European snow vole)
Lineage: Eukaryota; Metazoa; Chordata; Mammalia; Rodentia; Cricetidae
Gene: Slc25a27
Product: solute carrier family 25 member 27
Exons: 9
Coding region: 172-1146 (324 amino acids)
Biological process (GO): response to cold
Source: RefSeq, a predicted model, not a curated record